Aureobasidium subglaciale EXF-2481 is the source of this 969-nucleotide messenger RNA. RefSeq lists its product as uncharacterized. Bases 158 to 493 code for a protein of 111 amino acids. Lineage: Eukaryota; Fungi; Ascomycota; Dothideomycetes; Dothideales; Saccotheciaceae. The record is from RefSeq and is a predicted model, not a curated record. The transcript has a single exon.
GCGCUCGCAAACUCACACAAAAAGCGGCAGGUCGACACUCGACGAUGCCUCUCGUGGCGAUUCUCAAAUGUGAUGAGCCAUAAGAUGUAGCGGUGUGUGCAUAACUCAACGCAUCAUGCGUACCCAAGCUUGGCAGUAUCUGUGCAACCAGAAUCGUAUGGCUAAACGGAGUUUCUUGGUGUGCAUCUCUUUUAUUUUGACACUGCAAAGCAGCAUGGUCGGUAGUGCCGAUGAAAGUUUUAGGGCGUCGAUGCAUCACCUUCAAAUGUCCUGUCGUGGUGUUUCGGUAGCGACAUUCGCAAUGCCAGAUUUCUGCGAGUGCUCGCACCGAGGCUGUCAAACCGUUGCCCUUCCUGGUGAUAAGUGCGAUAAGCCCACCCAGGGAAACUAUGCAUCUGGAUGGCUUGAAUCUGGCACCCAGCCGUUCGGAUAUCCGAUCAUCAUUCAAGUCGAGCUUUGCCAAUUCCCGCUGUACCACCGGAGAAAGCAGUAAACCCAUGGAAUUCAUGUGAAGAUGUUCCAGCGAAGACGAUUAUCCCGGUCUGCAGUGGGAUAAACGAGAAUCUGCAAAGAAGGAUAGAUCUAGACACCAUCGAUAGAUCAAACAAACUCCUCUGGAACAUGCGCCUUUUUAAAAGAUCCUGGCUCAUAUGCUUGAGUACACCUGGGUAUAUAGGGACUUUGGGCCGGCCAAGUAUGUGACAACCUGCAGCGUGGCACGGUCGGUCAUAGCGACGUUGCUCUAGGUAGCCUGAUGGCUGCGAAAGAAUCGAAUCGCGCUUACCUCACGAAUCGAACAACAAGUGUUAUCUGGUUGAGUCGUUGUCUGGUCAGAUUCACGUUGUUACUGGACUGUCAGACUGGGAAUCAGAACAUCAAGCAAACUACCACCCUUGAGUAACUUGCUUUACUGGCUAAUCGGUGCGAUGGCGGAGACAAGAUAUGAUUCGAGAUCCGAAGACCAGUGAC